AUGGUCAAGGAAAUCAAGACGCGCAACGCCAAGCGUGCUCCGGACGUCGUUGCUCGUGACUACACGAUUAACCUGCACAAGCGUCUUCACAAAUGCGUGUUUAAGAAAAAAGCUGCUCGUGCCGUGCGGGCCAUCAAGAAGUUUGCAGUCAAGGCCAUGAAGACCGAGGACGUGCGAAUUGACUCGAAGCUCAACAAGUUUAUCUGGUCCAAGGGUGUGCGCAAUGUGCCUUUCCGCGUCCGUGUGCGUCUGUCGCGCAAGCGCAACGACGACGAGGACGCCAAGGAGAAGCUCUACACGCUCGUGCAGCACGUGCAGGUGGCCAGCUUCAAGGAGCUCCAGAACGAAACUGUGGACGAGUAA
Molecule: messenger RNA, 363 nt
Organism: Peronospora matthiolae
Lineage: Eukaryota; Oomycota; Peronosporomycetes; Peronosporales; Peronosporaceae
Source: the annotation of a GenBank genome assembly